AUGGACGUCUGCAUCACCGCCCAGGAGCCCUUCUCCUGUGAGGCCAUCGGCUCAAAGCCCUUUGAACCAGUGCAGACCUCCCAAAAGGCUGCCAACGACGCCUCCGCCUCCGCCUCGGCCCCUCUCCUCUUGGGAGCAAAGUCCUCCUCCUCCGCCUCCAAGCCCAAGGAGCUCAAAUUCGAGCUCAUCACCUACGAUCCCUCCAACGACAGCUCCCUCACUCACCCCUGGGACGUCGCCCAGGAGCCCGUCCGCCUCCCCGUCGGCUCGACAAAGAGCCAGCUCCUGAACCUGCUUCGCACUCAACUCCCGGUUCCCUCCGCCUCGGCCAAGAAGACGGGCACGUUUCGCCUCAGCCGCACCAUCCGCCGCCAGAAGCUCGCUGUCGCCACUUUGUUCCUGACGUUUGGCGGCGUGGUCGUUCCCCUGGGCCCCAAGGAGGAGGACUGGCACUACCGCAACGCCAUCACCAAGACGGACCUCCUCGAGCGCACCGAGGGGGAGUGGUACCUGAUCAAGGAGAUGAUUGCUUCGUCGAGUGGCUCGCUCAAGUGCUACAUCGUCAUCCGCGGUGAGGUGCCCUCGAACAGGAAGUCGUCUGGUUGGUGGUUCAACAACCGCUCCUGA
Molecule: messenger RNA, 627 nt
Organism: Fusarium keratoplasticum
Lineage: Eukaryota; Fungi; Ascomycota; Sordariomycetes; Hypocreales; Nectriaceae
Exons: 1
Coding region: 1-627 (208 amino acids)
Source: RefSeq, a predicted model, not a curated record